Messenger RNA from Epinephelus fuscoguttatus (brown-marbled grouper), 1129 nucleotides. RefSeq names its product RNA polymerase II subunit G (gene polr2g). The transcript has 8 exons. NCBI's taxonomy places the organism in Eukaryota, Metazoa, Chordata, Actinopteri, Perciformes, Serranidae. The coding region runs from base 313 to 831 and encodes 172 amino acids. The record is from RefSeq and is a predicted model, not a curated record. Gene Ontology annotation, cellular component: P-body; RNA polymerase II, core complex. Gene Ontology annotation, molecular function: single-stranded RNA binding; translation initiation factor binding; single-stranded DNA binding. Gene Ontology annotation, biological process: positive regulation of nuclear-transcribed mRNA poly(A) tail shortening; DNA-templated transcription; transcription initiation at RNA polymerase II promoter.
UGAGCGCUUAUGCCUGUAUGUAAUGCAGUUUACAGCCAACAAGCUCCACAGGUAAAACGUAUAUCUAUAGUUUGAGUAUAAACGGGUUAGUGAGGGCUUUCUGUCUCUAAAUAUUAACUAUAUACUCCGGAGUUGUUCCAUACAGUGACUCCCUGCGAGUCAGAACUCAGGGUACCACUGUUGCUACCGACACCAUAACCCGGAAGUGACUCAUGAGCGACGGUUGGCUUUUAUUCAUGAAGUUCACAACGUUUCGGAUAAUUUAUUAAAACCCAAAGAGUGAUCGAGUGCGAGUUGAACGUCGCAGCGGAAAUGUUUUACCAUAUUUCUUUGGAGCAUGAAAUCUUACUACACCCGAGGUAUUUUGGCCCUAACCUCCUGAACACCGUGAAACAGAAGCUCUUCACAGAAGUGGAGGGUACAUGCACCGGCAAGUAUGGCUUCGUCAUCGCAGUCACCACUAUAGACAACAUCGGGGCGGGUGUAAUCCAGCCUGGGAGAGGGUUUGUCCUCUACCCGGUCAAAUACAAGGCCAUUGUGUUCCGCCCAUUUAAAGGGGAGGUGGUUGAUGCUGUGGUCACUCAGGUUAACAAGGUUGGCUUGUUCACAGAAAUUGGUCCCAUGUCUUGCUUCAUCUCUCGCCAUUCCAUCCCCUCAGAAAUGGAGUUUGACCCCAACUCCAAUCCUCCUUGUUAUAAGACUGUUGAUGAGGACAUUGUAAUCCAGCAAGAUGAUGAGAUUCGGCUAAAGAUUGUGGGAACAAGAGUGGACAAGAAUGACAUUUUCGCCAUUGGAUCUCUCAUGGAUGAUUAUCUGGGUCUUGUGAGCUGAUUCGCCCCAGAGAGAGCACAUUUCACGUGGGACAUUUUAUGUAGUAGUUUAGUUACUUUUUUGUGUAAAAUGAAUAUUUUUCUACACUGAUUGACAUGGUGUGGUCGUAGCAACAUCGUUUUAUUAUCGUGCUGCACAGCCUACAUUUGUUUUAAUGGGAAUGGGUGCAAGAUGGCAUACAAUGCAUCAGUAGCACAUAAUGAUUUACCAAUUUUUUCAUGUAUAAUUCACAGUGUCUAUCUCAAAUAUUGUUUUGUGUUUUUUGUACACAGGCUGUAAUAAAGUAUUAGUUGUUAAA